Messenger RNA from Anneissia japonica, 2026 nucleotides. RefSeq names its product methionine--tRNA ligase, mitochondrial-like. Gene Ontology annotation, molecular function: ATP binding; methionine-tRNA ligase activity. The coding region runs from base 439 to 1566 and encodes 375 amino acids. The transcript is spliced from 7 exons. Gene Ontology annotation, biological process: methionyl-tRNA aminoacylation. Lineage: Eukaryota; Metazoa; Echinodermata; Crinoidea; Comatulida; Comatulidae. The record is from RefSeq and is a predicted model, not a curated record.
AUUUAAUUGAACGACAAAUACGCCACCUACGACAGUCAAAAUGAUUGUGUUUUGAUGAAUUAGCUGCAUGCUUUUGAAAGGCUGAAUUAUAAGUUAAUAAGUUUGAUUUGUGUGUGUGUUAUGUUAACUUCAAAGGUAUACAUUUUCUGUUUUCAAUAAAAAAAAAUAUUCGAAGAAGAAUAGUAAGAAUGUGUGAGGUUUGUACUAGCUACUGGAGCUAGGCCCUAGGUGAACUGCAAUUUUGAGAGAGCAGCGUCGGCGAAAAGCUUUGUAGUUUGUUGCUGCUCGUGACCGACGAGAUAAGAGUGUUCGAUGCCUAGGCGAGGCCUACCCUAGAUGAGGCUAUUUGGCUAUAUUAAGGCUUGGCUAUAAACGAGGACUUAAUUGAGGCCGUAUUAUUAAAAGAGCACUUUAUAACAUUGUAGGUAACUCUACACCAUGUUAUUGAUGACGCUAAGAGCUAGGCCUACGACAAGAGUUCAACUUUUCGGACAUAUUUUUGGACGAGUUCAACAAGCAAAUUCCCGAUUCCUACAACACCGAUCGUCAUCCUUCAUAACAACCCCAAUAUAUUAUGUAAAUGCUUCUCCACAUAUAGGUCAUCUGUAUUCUUCCCUUCUUGCUGAUGUCACCAACCGUUGGCAAGAGAUAUGUGGAUACUCUGGUGCCAUCUUCUCCACUGGUACAGAUGAGCAUGGGCUGAAGGUGCAGCAGGCUGCCGCCUUCAGAGGUUACAGUCCCAAAGUGUUCUGUGAUAGGGUGUCAUCAGAUUUCAAGAGUAUAUUUGACCUUUGUGACAUUUCUUACACUGAUUUUGUACGAACAACUGAAGAGCGUCAUCGGAGAGCAGUUGAGAGCUUCUGGACCAAGCUCUAUUCUGCAGGCUACAUAUAUGAAGGUAAUUAUAAAGGCUGGUACAGUAUGUCUGAAGAGUCGUUCCUCACACCUGGCCAGGUGACGGAUGCACCUGAUGGAAAUGGUCUCAAAAAGAUAUCCAUAGAGAGUGGUCAGCCUGUACAUUGGACAACAGAACACAACUACAUGUUUCGUUUAAGUGAGUUUGGGCCACGCCUCUUACAGUGGAUUGACAAGAAUCAAAGAGCCAUUUACCCCACGAUCUUCGCAGACAUAGUACGUGAGUGGAUUCAAGGUGGCCUGCAGGACUUAUCAGUGUCCCGACAAAGGGAUCGUCUACAAUGGGGAAUUCCAGUCCCAGAUGACCCUUCGCAAACGGUAUGUUUCUCAUUUAUAUUGCAUGUGUAUAAGAGACAGAUUCAGCAGCAUGAACCAUGGACACUUGUGAAAAACCAGUCAGACGAAAAUAAAGCCUGGCUUGACACUAUAAUCCAUGUUGCCAUGGAGUCUCUUAGGAUAUGUAGCCUCCUGCUCCAGCCUGUUAUUCCAAGUUUUUGUGAUAGACUCUUGACCAGACUUGGUAUACCAGGGACAGAACGAACUAGUCAACAUUUCAGUAUUUUUCCAGCAUUUGAGGGUCAGAAAAUCGGCUAUUCAUUAAGAAAACUUGGAGUCAAAGAUAGUGUCAUGUUUAAAAAAGUUAAAGAUUGAUUAAAGAAUUAUAAAAUUGAUAUAUGUCCUUAGGAUCUUUUCAAAAAUAUGAAAUAAAUUGUAUCUCUGAAAGUGCCUACCUAUUGAGCUCACUCAGUGUUCUUAUAAAAAUUGCAAGAGAAGAAAGAGAGGGGUCUCCCUUUGUGUCAAUGGAGACUAAGGGUGUCAUGUUGGAAGAAAUAUUUUCUUGGAGAUCUGGUGAAAUGAGCUAUCUUGACAUAUUUAAUUUUAAUUUGCUGUGCAUUAUGGUACCCAUCGGCACUACCUUUUUGUAUAAUAAUGUAGAAAAAACAUGCAAUUAUUAUGAAUUUGCGGGAGAUGUGUUAAUUUCCGGGAGAUGGGUUAAUUUCUGGAAGAUUCUUGCUUGCUUGUUGGAAUGCAGGAGGCCAUCCCAACUUCUGGCAGACUUGUGACCUCUGUAUUGUAUUAUGUGUGAAACAAAUUAAAUAACUUUUAAAAA